Molecule: messenger RNA, 963 nt
Organism: Aspergillus calidoustus
Lineage: Eukaryota; Fungi; Ascomycota; Eurotiomycetes; Eurotiales; Aspergillaceae
Source: the annotation of a GenBank genome assembly
AUGCUAGAUCUACCCGCCCCUGAGGAUAGCCAUUGGAAAACAAAGCUUCGCCGAAUUGACUUCCCCGGAGCGAUUGUGCUCAUUGGAGCAGUGCUUGGCUUCCUCGUUGGAUUUGACAGAGGCAGCAAUGUCUCCUGGACUAUGCCAUUGACAAUCGUCUCACUGAGCGUUUCCGCAUUCCUUUUCGUCCUCUUCGUCAUAGUUGAGAUAUACUACGCGACAGAGCCGUUUGCCCCUGGCCACAUUAUUUUCGACCGUGGCUUCGUCGCCGCAUAUGGAUGCAAUUUCUUCAGUUUCGGCGGGUGGUUGUCCGGUCUUUUCUACCUUCCGCUGUAUUUCCAGGCCAUGGACGGUGUUUCGGCCACAGGAGCUGGAUUACGACUCCUGCCUUGUAUCUGUGCUGGAGUCUCAGGCUCCCUAUUCUCCGGGUUCGUCAUGAGAUGGACCGGGAAGUACUAUUGGUUGACAGUACUUGGAUAUACUUUGCUCACCCUCGGGCUGACUGUGAUUUUCCUCUUUUCUGGAGGUAUCACAGACAGUCUGUUGCCAAUACUUCUUGGUACAAUCGCUUGCGCCUUUGGAAAUGGUAUUGGCGUCACGACGACGCUGAUAAGCUUGAUCUCAAAUGCUACACCUGAGGACCAAGCUGUUGUUACGGCGUGCUCUUACCUCUUCCGAUCUUUGGGCUCUGUCAUCGGCCUUGCCUUGUCUUCUACUGUCGUUCAACAGGUUCUGAGAGGACGGUUGAGAGAAGCUCUGCGUGAUAGCAAGGACAUUGAUCGCAUCGUCGACGGGGUCCGACAGAGCCUUGACUUCAUCAAAACUCUUGAUCCUGAUGUCGCGAAGACCGUUAGAGAUUGCUAUGGAUGGGCGACCAACAAGGGCUUUGGCUUCUUGAUCGGUGUUGUGUUCUUCGCCUUUGUGAGUAGCUUGUUCAUCCGUGAACGUAGCUUGUCACGUUAA